GUCAACACCUACUCCGAAGAGCUACAAACAAACUGUUUUGAAUAUUUUACACCAAAAUACAGAAAGAGCACCUCAACCUCCGUCACGAAGAUGGACAGAGCAAUGGUUAACUGUACUGCAGAGGAUGCAACAUUUAACCUUUUGGGGCAAACACCCACACUGUUUCAGUGGCCUGUAAAUUGUGUCCCCACAGUAGCAGCAGCAGCACCCAUCAUUCAUCCUGCUGCUCCUUCAAACCUAUAUAACAAUGUGCUCAAUCUCCCGAAUUACGUGGUGGAGUACCUCCGUCCUAUGGGAGAACUGAACGGAGUCUUGGUGUCUGACUUUGCGUCCUUUGCUCCUCCGCUCCGCACACCCGCUCCAAAAAAGAGGAAGCGUGAUGGCCACCAGGAUGAGGACAGGCCGUACGUUAAAAAGCCCCCGAACGCCUUCAUGCUCUUUUUGAGGGAGCAGAGGGAAAACGUGAAGGCAGAAUUGAAAAUAAACGGGAGUGCGGCUGUGAAUGCAGCCGUGGCAGAGAGGUGGAAGUCCCUGUCAAAGGACCAACAGGACAAAUACUAUGAGCAGGCCAAUGAGGAGAAAAUGCUCCAUAGCCAACAACAUCCAGGCUGGUCUACUAAAGACAAUUAUGGCAAAAAGAGGAUGAGAAUUCGGGGCGCGCCCUGCAGCAGAGCAUCUGCACCUAAACCUGCGCAGGAACCUGAACAGGCCAAGUGGCCAAGUGUGAACGUGCCUGCGUAUGGCACGUUCCACUUGCCGCAAGUAAAUCACGUCCUCCCUACAGCUCAUACAAACCCCCCUGCAUCUACAUCAUACUCUCCUUAUGUUUACCCCUGCAUUGGUCCUGCUACUCCUGUGGAUUCCCCUCCAUCCACAGUUGUAAUAACUGAACCAAUCGCCACCUUCACUGGCGACACUGCUGAAGACCUCUUAUCAGCACUUGAACACCUCGAUCCCCUUCUUCCUGCUCCACUGCCUCAGGAGCCUGUCUUCCUUUACUCAGACCCUGGCUCGGGUCCUGCUACUCCUGUGGAUUCCCCUCCAUCCACAGUUGCACCAACUGAACCCAUGGCCACGUUUGUCGGUGACACUGCUGAAGACCUGUUAUCAGCGUUUGACCACCUCGAUGCCUUUCUUCUUGCUCCACUGCCUGAGGAGCCGGUCUUCCUUCACUCAGACCCCUGCUUGGGUCCUGCUCCUCCUGUGGAUUCCCCUACAUCCACCCUGCUGGCCUCACCAGUCUUAACAAUCAAACCCAUGUCUGCCUUCUUCUGCGACCCUGAAGAAGACCUCUUGGCACUGCUGAAAUAGAUCAGUCCCUGUGCUUUUGCUACAGAGCCUCAGCAGUCCACUGUUCAUGCUACUGGAGACUUUAAUGAAUUUAUAAUUUAGCGUAACUGAACUUUUUUUUUU
This is a messenger RNA of Archocentrus centrarchus (flier cichlid), 1413 nucleotides long. Its product is annotated as transcription factor 7-like 1-B. Gene Ontology annotation, biological process: canonical Wnt signaling pathway; regulation of transcription by RNA polymerase II. Bases 91 to 1311 code for a protein of 406 amino acids. Gene Ontology annotation, molecular function: DNA-binding transcription factor activity, RNA polymerase II-specific; RNA polymerase II cis-regulatory region sequence-specific DNA binding. The transcript is spliced from 7 exons. The record is from RefSeq and is a predicted model, not a curated record. Gene Ontology annotation, cellular component: chromatin; catenin-TCF7L2 complex; beta-catenin-TCF complex. Lineage: Eukaryota; Metazoa; Chordata; Actinopteri; Cichliformes; Cichlidae.